Molecule: messenger RNA, 1320 nt
Organism: Centropristis striata (black sea bass)
Lineage: Eukaryota; Metazoa; Chordata; Actinopteri; Perciformes; Serranidae
Product: mucin-21-like
Exons: 6
Source: RefSeq, a predicted model, not a curated record
UGUUCUAUUGUUUCUACAGGUUCUACAGGUUCUACUACUUCUACAGGUUCUACAGGUUCUACUGUUUCUACAGCUUCUACGGGUUCUACUACUUCUACAGGUUCUACAGGUUCUACUAUUUCUACAGGUUCUGCUUCUACAAGUUCUACAGGUUCUACUACUUCUACAGGUUCUACUACUUCUACAGGUUCUACAAGUUCUACAGGGUCUACUACUUCUACUGUUUCUACAGGUUCUACUACUUCUACUGUUUCUAAAGGUUCUUCUGGUUCUACAGGUUCUACUACUUCUACAGGUUCUACUGUUUCUACAGGUUCUACUACUUCUACUGUUUCUAAAGGUUCUACUACUUCUACAGGUUCUACUACUUCUACAGGUUCUACAAGUUCUACAGGUUCCACUGUUUCUACAGGUUCUACUACUUCUACAGGUUCUACUGGUUCUACAGGUUCUACUACUUCUACUGUUUCUACAGGCUCUACUGUUUCUACAGGUUCUGCUACUUCUACAGGUUCUACUGUUUCUACAGGUUCUACUGUUUCUGCAGGUUCUACUACUUCUACAGGUUCUACUACUUCUACUGUUUCUACAGGUUCUGUUUCUACAGGUUCUAAAGGUUCCACUGUUUCUACAGGUUCUACUGUUUCUACGGGUUCUACAGGUUCUACUGUUUCUACAGGUUCUGCUUCUACAAGUUCUACAGGUUCUACUACUUCUACAGGUUCUACAAGUUCUACAGGGUCUACUACUUCUACUGUUUCUACAGGUUCUGCUACUUCUACUGUUUCUAAAGGUUCUUCUGGUUCUACAGGUUCUACUACUUCUACAGGUUCUACUACUUCUACAGGUUCCACUGUUUCUACAGGUUCUACUACUUCUACAGGUUCUACUGUUUCUACAGGUUCUACUACUUCUACAGGUUCUACUACUUCUACUGUUUCUACAGGUUCUGUUUCUACAGGUUCUACAGGUUCCACUGUUUCUACAGGUUCUACUGUUUCUACGGGUUCUACUACUUCUACUGUUUCUACAGGUUCUACUACUUCUACUGGUUCUACAGGUUCUACUGUUUCUACAGGUUCUACUACUUCUACAGGUUCUACUGUUUCUACAGGUUCUACAGGUUCUACUACUUCUACAGGUUCUACUGUUUCUACAGGCUCUACUGUUUCUACAGGCUCUACUGUUUCUACAGGUUCUACUGUUUCUACAGGUUCUACUGUUUCUACGGGUUCUACUACUGAACAUGACAAACGAUCAGAACCUCUUUUCAGCUGCUGGACGUCUCAUCUUCUUGCUACAGCAGAAAAAACAAACUAA